This is a messenger RNA of Drosophila ficusphila, 2461 nucleotides long. It is a transcript of the gene cad, whose product is annotated as homeotic protein caudal. The record is from RefSeq and is a predicted model, not a curated record. Gene Ontology annotation, cellular component: nucleus. Gene Ontology annotation, molecular function: RNA polymerase II transcription regulatory region sequence-specific DNA binding; DNA-binding transcription factor activity, RNA polymerase II-specific. Lineage: Eukaryota; Metazoa; Arthropoda; Insecta; Diptera; Drosophilidae. Gene Ontology annotation, biological process: embryo development; anterior/posterior axis specification; regulation of transcription by RNA polymerase II.
UCAACGUUUCAGUACGGUUUCAACUUGCGUACUGACUUGUCGUCGCAUCGCAACGGAACAAAACUAAAAAAAAAAAAAUCAGUAAUACCCAUCCAAAACUUCCAUAUCGUGAGUGAAGUGCUAAGCGGAAUAUACUCAUAGUGAUUCGGAAAAGUAUCGAUACCUUUUACGAGUGCAGUUGUGCGGCUUAAAACACACAUCACCAGUCCAGUGAUAGCUGUAAAAAUUGACAAAGCAAAAUAUAAAGAUAUAACCCAACUAAAAACUUUAGAAAAUGUGCAAUUAAAUCGUUGUCUAUUAAGUGGAGAGAAAAAAAAGCUUAAAUAAGGAUAACCGACUUAGUAUCAGAGAAAGGGAUUAUUUUCGCGAAACGGACCUUGCACAGUCUAACCUCAAACAUGGUUUCGCACUACUACAAUACACUGCCCUACACACAAAAGCACAGUGCUGCAAAUUUGGCCUAUGCCUCGGCAGCCAGUCAGCCGUGGAACUGGACCCCAAACUAUCAUCACACACCACCAAACCAUCAGUUCUUAGGCGAUGUGGACUCAUCGCAUGCCGCCCAUCAUGCGGCCGCUGCCCAUCAGAUGUACUACAACUCGCAUCACAUGUUCCACUCGGCGGCGAGUGCCGGGGAUUGGCAUUCACCCGCCUCCAGUACGGCUGAGAAUUUCGUCCAGAAUGUGCCCACCUCGGCGCACCAGUUGAUGCAGCAGCACCACCACCAUCAUGCCCAUGCCUCGAGCAGUUCGACGAGUUCGGGCAGCAGCAGUAGCGGUGCCCCAAAUGCACCGCAACUCAAUGAGACCAACAGCAGCAUCGGCGGCGGAGGAGGCGCUGGUUCGGUUGGUGGAGCCACCGACGGUGGUCCGGGCUCGGCACCGCCCAACCAUCAGCAACAUAUCGCCGAGGGUCUGCCAUCGCCACCAAUCACCGUUUCCGGAUCGGAGAUCUCAAGUCCCGGGGCUCCAACUUCUGCCUCGUCGCCGCAUCAUCAUUUGACACACCAUCUGAGUGCCGUCGCUGGCAACAACAACAACAGUCCGUCCACCCACAACAACAACAACAAUAACAAUUCGGUGAACAACAACAACAACAGGACAUCGCCAUCGAAGCCACAGUACUACGAGUGGAUGAAGAAGCCCGCUUAUCCAGCGCAACCACAGCCAGGAAAAACACGCACCAAGGACAAGUACCGAGUGGUCUACACCGAUUACCAGCGUUUGGAACUGGAGAAGGAGUACUGCACGUCCCGUUACAUCACCAUCCGGCGCAAGAGCGAGUUGGCCCAAACAUUGUCGUUAUCCGAACGUCAGGUGAAGAUCUGGUUCCAGAAUCGCCGGGCCAAGGAGCGCAAACAGAACAAGAAGGGCAGCGAUCCGAAUGUGAUGGGCGUGGGAGUGCAGCAUGCAGAUUACAGUCAGCUUUUGGACGCCAAGGCGAAAUUGGAUCCGGGCCUACACUUGCCACACUCGCUGGCCCAUUCGAUAAACCCGAUGGCGGCGAUGAACAUACCUGCAAUGCGAUUGCAUCCCCACCUGGCCGCCCACAGUCACUCCCUUGCGGCGGCAGCGGCGCAUUCACACCAACUGCAGCAGCAGCACAGUGCACAAAUGUCUGCUGCGGCGGCUGUGGGAACACUUUCAAUGUGACACGAUCAUUCCUGCUACGGAAGCGGCGGCAACAACAAUAUCAGCGGCGAUAAUAACAGUUACAUGGAGCCGCAGCACUCCCUUAUGGGGAGUGAGAACGAGAGGGGAGGAGGAGGAGAUGGCUCCUACAGUGCUCCUUCUCUUGCCUUGGACUUGGCUUAACCCUUAGGUCGCGCAGUCAGACUGUUUCGACCACAACACAGAAAAAAUAAGCACACAACAAAAUGGAGGUUUAGGCGGACGUUGCACCUCGAAUAUUGCACGUUGUUAAUUUUUGUGAUUGUAUAUUCCUGGUUUUAGCACGUCAACGCCCUCCCAGCUAACAAGUCCCAUUCUUGUAUUAUUUUUGUUUUUUGUUCAACGUACAUAUGUAUUUAAAGUAAAUGGUUAGCUCAUAAGUAGUCCAUUAAGUUGCCGAUGAAAAACAAAACACAAUUCAAACCAGCCGUCCCAGCCGUUUAAAGAAAUUAUUCGCAGCAACUUAACAUAAAUUUAGUACAAGCAAUUAAUUUUAGAGAGCAACUUGAUUCUUCAGCCCAUGUAAAUAUAAACAUAAAGAGUUUUAACGUUUAUUACUUUUAUAUAUCGUAAUAACAAAUAGCCGUAGUGUAAUCUAGAUGUACUAAAUGUAAAUCUAAUGCAUUUUAUGAGCACAAAAGCAAAAUUACCAUAUAAAUAAAUAAUUUUAACGUAUUCAUCCACAAUUUUACUUAGUUCAAUGUUGGCGGCAGAUAAUUUAUGACUUGUGAAUGUAUGUGUGUAUAUGUGCUUAGAUAUUUAAAUAAAAUAUGAACAAUAAAAACACAACA